AUGCUUUGGGAGUGGAUAGUCAUGCCACAAUGUCUUAAGAACGCUCCAGCUACGUCUAAUCGGAUGGUGACACAAGUACUUCGUCCUCUUCGCGACUUUGCACCGAGCUACUUUGACGACAUUUUUGUUCACAGCCGCGCUGAACAAAAGCUCAGCGCUACGGAGGUACACCUACGACACUUGAAGCAAGUGUUUCAAGUUAUGCGCGCGAAUAAAUUGUAUGCGAAUUUGAAGAAAUGUGUCUUAUGCGCCCCCAAGAUCCCAGUACUCGGUUGCUACGUCAACAAGAAAGCUGUCCGCGCUGAUAUUGAGAAGAUCAUCAUCGAUCUGCACCUGGCCAACGCCCAGGACCCAAACUGA
Peronospora farinosa is the source of this 360-nucleotide messenger RNA. The record is from the annotation of a GenBank genome assembly. NCBI's taxonomy places the organism in Eukaryota, Oomycota, Peronosporomycetes, Peronosporales, Peronosporaceae.